GCGAGUGGCGGAAAGCAGGCGGCGUCUCUGGCAACAAGCUCUUCCAUCUCUCGUGACUCUGGCGCCGAUGCGACAUUAGCUAGCUGCCAAUUCAACAAUUCCCGCAAAAGUUCAAGUGACAACUUCCCAACCAAUAACAACUUUCCGACGAAGUCAACGCAAAUUGAUUCCGGUUCGAUUGUCUCUCGAUCUUCAUCGAUUCAUUACGCACAGGAAAACGAAAGCAAACCAUUAAGUUCUAGUGAAAAGUUUUCUUGGCUCCUUUAGCGUGGCAAUGCUACCGAAGCCAAACCAAAAAUUUCGCAAAUGAGUGUUCGCAACGUCGGGCUAAACCAAUUAAAAGAAUUCAUUCUUGUGUAAUAAAUAAAUUGCUAACAAUUAUAACUUGUAAUCGCACUCAAGCAUAAUCAAAUGAAAAGUUCAACAAAAUGUUUACGGCAAUUGCAGCUCAAAGCGAGAGACCAUAGACGAUGUGCAAGGUGUUGUGGUAGUGGCAAGAAAACUCAAAGGAAGCCGCAAGGCUCGACCAGAAAUAUAUAAGUUGUAAUUGCAGAAAGAAGCCAGCGCAACCGCACACAUCGCACAUUCCGUCCGCCCUAAAGCAUAGACGCAUGUAAGCGGGGCAGGGCAGGCAGUGCCAAGAUGCCAUCGGCAGAUCAGAUCCUGUUCAUAAAUGUCACCACAACGGUGGCGGCGGCGGCUCUAACCGCUGCGGCCGCCGUCAGCUCCACAAACUCCGGGGGCAGCGAUGCGGACACGGCUACGGAUGCGGGCAUGGAAUCGCAGACGGCGGCCAACAUGACCGGCUCGCUGGUGGAGGGCCUGACCACCGUGGCGGCGGCACUGAGCACGGCUCCGGCGGAAGCGGACUCCGUCGGGGAGUGCGGCGGGGCCGUGGAAGAGCUGCACGCCAGCGUCCUGGGCCUCCAGCUGGCGGUGCCGGAGUGGGAGGCCCUGCUGACCGCCCUGGUGCUGUCGGUCAUCAUCGUGCUGACCAUCAUCGGGAACAUCCUGGUGAUCUUGAGUGUGUUCACCUACAAGCCGCUGCGCAUCGUCCAGAACUUCUUCAUCGUGUCGCUGGCGGUGGCCGAUCUCACGGUGGCGCUCCUGGUGCUGCCCUUCAACGUGGCCUACUCGAUCCUGGGCCGCUGGGAGUUCGGCAUCCAUCUGUGCAAGCUGUGGCUCACCUGUGACGUUCUGUGCUGCACCAGCUCCAUCCUGAACCUGUGCGCCAUCGCCCUGGACCGCUACUGGGCGAUCACGGACCCGAUCAACUACGCCCAGAAGCGGACCGUGGGCCGUGUCCUGCUGCUCAUCUCCGGGGUCUGGCUGCUCUCCCUGCUGAUCAGCAGUCCGCCCCUGAUCGGCUGGAACGACUGGCCGGACGAGUUCACCAGCGCCACGCCCUGCGAGCUGACCUCGCAGCGCGGCUACGUCAUCUACUCCUCGCUGGGCUCCUUCUUCAUUCCGCUGGCCAUCAUGACGAUCGUCUACAUCGAGAUCUUCGUGGCCACGCGGCGGCGCCUGCGGGAGCGGGCCAAGGCCAACAAGCUGAACACGAUCGCGCUCAAGUCCGCCGAGCUGGAGCCCAUGGCCAACUCCUCGCCCGCCGCCGCCUCCACCUCCGGCUCCAAGUCGCGGCUCCUGGCCAGCUGGCUGUGCUGCGGCAGGGAUCGCGCCCAGUUCGCCACGCCUAUGAUACAGAACGACCAGGAGAGCAUCAGCAGCGAAACCCACCAGCCGCAGCAGCACCCGGAUGGCUCCAAGGCGGGAUCCCAGAGCAACAGCGAUCCGCAGCAGCAGCAGCACGUGGUCGUACUGGUCAAGAAGUCGCGUCGCGCCAAGAUCAAGGACUCUAUUAAGCACGGCAAGGCCAGGGGCGGUCGCAAGUCGCAGUCCUCGUCCACCUGCGAGCCGCAUGGCGAACAGCAGCUCCUGCCCUCCAGCGGGGGAGGGGGAGGCUGCAGGGUCGGCGGAGGACACUCCGGCGGAGGAAAGUCCGACGCCGAGAUCAGCACGGAAAGUGGGAGCGACCCAAAGGGCUGUAUACAGGUCUGCGUAACCCAGGCGGACGAGCAAACUUCCCUCAAACUGACCCCUCCGCAAUCUUCGACGGGGGCGGCCGCCGUUUCCGCCACCCCGCUGCAGAAGAAGGCGAGCGGCGUUAACCAGUUCAUCGAGGAGAAGCAGAAGAUCUCGCUGUCCAAGGAACGGCGAGCGGCCCGCACCCUGGGCAUCAUCAUGGGCGUCUUCGUCAUCUGCUGGCUGCCCUUCUUUCUCAUGUACGUCAUCCUGCCCUUCUGCCAGAGCUGCUGCCCCACAAACAAGUUCAAGAACUUCAUCACCUGGCUGGGCUACAUCAACUCCGGACUGAACCCGGUCAUCUACACCAUUUUCAACCUGGACUACCGGCGGGCUUUCAAGCGGCUGCUGGGCCUGAACUGAGAACCCGGAGAGCAUUACUCAGAGUUUGUGCCAAACUUAAAUAGUUGUUUAUCCGACCAGCAAAGAUCUCAGUCUUAUGUUAAACCCCAACUGGAAAACCAAAAUCGAACUUCUAAAGCUCAUUCAAUUAUACUUUGUAAGUUU
Molecule: messenger RNA, 2589 nt
Organism: Drosophila rhopaloa
Lineage: Eukaryota; Metazoa; Arthropoda; Insecta; Diptera; Drosophilidae
Gene: Oct-TyrR
Product: tyramine/octopamine receptor
Exons: 3
Coding region: 643-2445 (600 amino acids)
Biological process (GO): adenylate cyclase-activating adrenergic receptor signaling pathway
Cellular component (GO): membrane
Molecular function (GO): octopamine receptor activity
Source: RefSeq, a predicted model, not a curated record